Messenger RNA from Geodia barretti, 2308 nucleotides. Lineage: Eukaryota; Metazoa; Porifera; Demospongiae; Tetractinellida; Geodiidae. The record is from the annotation of a GenBank genome assembly.
AUGCGUACACCAAAGGUCAGAGGUCGUGUUCCCAUAACGACAAACACAACGCCCACGUGUUGCGUUGAGGAGGCGAUGUCCGAACAGAUCGACGACCGACUAACGGCCUCUCAGGGGGAGCACAAUGUGUCUGAAGCCAGGAGGAGACGUCACAGAUCUACAAGAAGAGGUGGGAGCGCGAUGAUCCGCUCAAACCGGCCCCCGAGCGGCGAGGGUAGGGGAGAGGCUGAGGGAGGCGACGAAGGAGAGACUGAGGGAGGCGAGGAAGGAGAGUCUUCGUCCGUCUACAGCAGUUCUGCCCCAUCUACGAGUGCCAGGUAUCGUCGGAGUUUGAAGAGAGUGAGAGAGAAGAGGCAGGAGAGGGGGACAGUGGAGGAAGAUGGAGGAGGUAGUGAGAGAGAGGGUGGGGCUCAGACCCACCCACCACAGAGACAGGAGGAGGAGGAGGAGGAGGAGGAGAGGGUGGAGGGGAAGAGUGUGCCACUGGCUGCUAGUCCAGAUGGUAGCAAUCUGGACGAUACAACUGCCCGUAUCACCAGCCUCCUCCAGAGAAUUGAGGGUGAUCCCCUUCAGGAAACACAGGAAAAUGAUCACAGGGGUGUCUCUUCGCUUCCCUCCCCCUCUCCUCCCCCUCCCCAACCAACACUGGCCCUCACUGUCCACAAGGCAGACCGUCUGAGACCAGACCUGGUCGUGACACACCCCCUGGUGAGGGUGUGCCUGGUGAGCUGUGAGAGUGGGGAGUUGGUGAAGAAGCCACGCCCCGAUCGGCGAGUCACCUCCUACUACGAGGACGGUGUUGAGUGCAUCCUUCCCGUCCUCACCCAGCCGUGGAGGAAUAAGGGUCAAAGGUUCCAGCCGCAGUGGGAGGAGACUCUGCUGUUCAACGAGGACCUCUCUCUGUUCACCUCUCACCAGAACCUCCUCCUCUUUGAGCUCCUCGAUUUCUCCUCUCCCUCCAACCACCACACUGCCUGGAGGAGCAGGAGACAACAGAUUGGUGGUGAGUCGUGGCACCAGAUUGCCUGGGCUUUUCUUCGGAUGGGGGGAGAUGGGUCCAGAUUACAGGGGUCGGAGGGAGAAGGGGGAGGGAGCGAGGCUAGGGAAAUGGAGGAGAAAUGGAGAAGCAUUGGAAAAGUCUGUCGCCUUCAGCUGUACUGCUAUCCAAAGCGCCGUCGCAGUAAGCCUCUGUCCAGUAUAUCAGAGAUCUGGGAACUUUGGCGUAGCUACAAGAGGAAGCCAUAUCCCAGCACUCUGUACGUCACUCUCAACGAAGCCACACCCACCAGGAUCGAGACCACACCCACAACCAGAUCCAUGGACCCCUCCCAACCUGAGGUCGGUGGAGAGUCAGUGGAACAGAUGAUGGGCAGACUCCACACACACUCACGGAGAACUGUAGAGCCAGUGAAGAAGUUGGUGAGCGUCCCUGUUCGUCUCCCUGGUCACACCUGUCACCUCCCCACCUCCCUCCACUCCCACCUUCACCCUCCCAGCCACGCCACCGGGUGCUCCGUCCUCUCCUUCUCCCCCGACGGACACUACCUCGGAGCUGGCUACACUGCAGCUCCUCAUAAAGACAGAUACACUCUUGUUGUCUAUGAGGUGUCCACUCUGUCAGUGGUCCUGUACUCGGAUGCCCAUCGAGGCUACAUAUACUCUCUGAGCUGGUCACAUGACAGUCACAUGAUCAGCACAGCCUCUGCUGACGGUCUUGUCAAGGUGUUCUCUCUUGCCUCUGGUGGUGAGGUGGCGUCCCUCCCUCACCCCUGCUACAUGUACACCGUCUGCUUCAUCCCUCCUCCACCACCCCUCACCCCCCACCCUCCACCCUCCACACUCCCCCCUCCUCCCCCUCCCUCGCAUCUCCUAUCACUCUUCACUGGUGGCUACGAUAGAGCUAUUCGUGUGUGGACGUUGGGUCCCAGCAGAGUGCAGCUGGCUCAAGAAUUGAAAGGUCACAGAGGUCAUGUGAACUCCAUUUGUGUGGCUUCGUCCGGUGAAGUGAUGUUCUCUGGUGACAGUGUGGGGGAGGUGAUGGUGUGGAGUAGGGAGGAGCCUGAUAAAAAUCUCUGGUGCUUGCAGAGGGCCGUAUCCACACAAAAGUCCCCAGCUCCAGUUCUGUCCCUGUGUCUACACCCUGGAGGAAAGAGACUGUUGGUUCACACAACCACUGGCAGACUGGCCAUGAUAGACCUGAGAGUGUAAGCUUCCCUUUCAGUUCUAACAACUGUUGUGCACAAGGGUGUCGGACAAAAAUGUUACUCUUGCCGUUCCUAGGCCUAACGUUAAUUGCGUUGCGUUGCGC